Molecule: messenger RNA, 2215 nt
Organism: Musca vetustissima
Lineage: Eukaryota; Metazoa; Arthropoda; Insecta; Diptera; Muscidae
Gene: Pink1
Product: serine/threonine-protein kinase Pink1, mitochondrial
Exons: 4
Coding region: 26-2209 (727 amino acids)
Biological process (GO): positive regulation of mitochondrial fission; regulation of apoptotic process; protein phosphorylation
Cellular component (GO): mitochondrion
Molecular function (GO): protein serine/threonine kinase activity; ATP binding
Source: RefSeq, a predicted model, not a curated record
GGCCGUUGCAGUAGUGGUGGUCAGCAUGUCUGUACGUUUAUUGACCUCGCGACUUUUUAAACAUGGUCGUUUUUUGCUCCAAAGCUAUUGGAAGAGAGAUAUACACACCAACAUUUUGGAACAAAAUCAACAACGAACCCGUCAACAACCCUUGACAACAUUAUUUGUUAAAAUUCUGGGUAAAAAUAUGUCUUUCCAGAAAUCCGCUGCCCGUGGUGCCAUAAAUGCCGUAGCUGGUAGCUCCAAAGCCGGUGUUGCCACCGGCCAAUUGGCCGCCAAUGUACCCCAUUCGGCGGGCAUUUUCCGCUUUGGCCAACAGGCCCGCAAGCUGUUCAUUGAUAACAUCUUAAAUCGUGUCACCACCACCUAUUCAGCUGAGCUAAGGACCCAGGCCACCAAAAAACUAUUCUAUGGCGAUUCGGCACCAUUUUUCGCCCUCAUAGGUGUCAGCCUUGCCUCUGGGGCUGGAGUCCUCACAAAAGAAGACGAGCUCGAAGGUGUCUGUUGGGAAAUACGAGAGGCAGCAAAUCGUCUACAAAACUCAUGGAACUAUGAUGAAGUAUCCGAGACCUUAGAUACCUCAUUUAGUAUUGAUAAACUCUCAAUUGGUCCCGCCAUUGCCAAAGGUUGUGCCGCUGUGGUCUAUGCUGCUUCCUUUAAAAAUAAUUCCACUUUAGAUUGUGCACCCGAAGCACCGGAAAUUAUUGGCUCACCCACAACAUCGGAACAUAAUUCUCCUGCAGGACGUCAGCCACAACCAUUGCAUCAACAAUCCUUCCGUCCGGAAUAUAUUACGCCCAUCCAGAAUAUAUCGCGUUUUGUUCACAAUUUUGGUGGUUCUGUCGAUAAUGUCCAGUUGUUUAGUCAAACAUCGGCGGCAGCACAAUUUCGUGAUGUCUUGGAGGCGGAACGUAAGCUGGAGGAUUUAAAUCAAAGUAAAGAUUUUAAGUUGAGCGGAAAUUCGGAAGUGGAAUUUUCGGGUGUUAGUAGCGGUACAAUGGGAUUGCAAACAAUGGACACCUCUGCCACAAAUGCCAAUAUCCAUCGCUAUCCUUUGGCCCUGAAAAUGAUGUUUAACUAUGAUAUCCAAAGUAAUGCCUUGGCCAUUCUACGAGCGAUGUAUAAAGAAACUGUCCCAGCAAGGCAACGAUACAUCAACGAAGCGGCCGAAUCAUGGGAACAACAUUUACAAGAUCAAACCCUUACCCUACCACCACAUCCAAAUAUUGUCUGUAUGUACGGAUUCUUUUGCGAUGAAGUUGGUAAUUUCCCAGAUGGUCAUUUACUCUAUCCGAUUGCCCAACCGCAACGCAUUAACCCCAAUGGCUAUGGGCGCAACAUGUCAUUGUAUUUGUUAAUGAAACGUUAUGAUUAUAGUCUGAGAUCCUAUUUGGAUUCACAUCAGCUGUCGACACGUUCGAAAUUGUUGUUGUUGACCCAAUUGUUGGAAGCUGUGGCCCACAUCAGCCGUCAUGGUAUUGCUCAUCGUGAUAUUAAAUCGGAUAAUAUUUUAAUUGAACUGAACGAUGAUGAUUCUCCUCCGAUUUUGGUAUUAUCGGAUUUUGGCUGCUGUCUGGCUGAUCGUAUUCAUGGUCUACAAGUGCCUUAUACCUCAUUUGAUAUUGAUAAGGGUGGUAAUGCUGCGUUGAUGGCCCCGGAAAUUAUCAACAAGCAACCAGGACCAUUUGCGGUAUUGAAUUAUUCGAAGGCCGACUUGUGGGCUUGUGGGGCAAUUGCCUAUGAAAUUUUUGGUAUGCGUAAUCCAUUUUAUUCCGCCAGUGGUGGUCGAGCGGUGGAGACAUAUUCUCUACGCAACUCGGAUUAUAAAGAUGAUGAUUUGCCCGCGCUGACAGAGGAGUGUCCCACCUUGGUGCAACAAUUAAUUUACAAUAUCCUAUCGCCGAAUCCAUCGAAGCGUGUGAGUCCUGAUAUUGCUGCUAAUGUCAUGCAAUUGUUUUUGUGGGCACCAUCCAAGUGGUUGAAGGUGGGCGGUAUGCCCAAUAGUGCAGAGAUCCUCCAAUGGCUUUUGUCCCUGACCACCAAAAUAAUGUGUGAGGCCAAUUCCCAGCCGGUGCCCCACCUUGGCAGUUAUCAGCAAUCUGGUAGACGUACUUAUGUAGAGUAUUUGUUGAUAUGCAGUUUCUUGGCCCGGGCCAGGCUACGACGCAUACGAGGUGCCCUCAAUUGGAUACAAAGUACGGUGGCUUAAAUUCCG